UGUGACGUCAAGGCACAAGUGCCGCCGACCAUUUUUCUGGGAAUUUUAAGGUUGACAAAAUUGAAGAAACAACAAUUGUUGAAUGAUCGGAGAACUCUGAUAAAACAAUUCUAUCAUCUGGGGUUGUCAGAACAUGUUUGCGAUGAGACAUUUCACCGGAGCAGAAAAUAUUGAUUUAAAAAUGUCAUAAUUUAUCGGAACACACCAACAAAGACAACCGACAUUCUGUUGCGCAUUCCAAUAUUUUCGCGGCUGUUUAUUUAUUGUUGGAUAUACAUAGGCAUAGGCGAAUAGACUAAUUGCCGAAGAGGCUGAGCUAACGGUGCCACUUCCAACUUUUUCCGCAUGAAGGUCCGUUCUUUCCCUUCUUUCGCAAAGCUGCAUCAGACGAGCUGCCUCGCAUGAGCCACCUCGGGGCGAGUGUUCUGCUCUGCCUGCUCGGGGAAUCAGGAUGAGAAAACCCAAAGUUGGACGAAUGUUUCUGGCGACAUGCGUUGGGUCACUUUUUAUGGUCAUAUUGUACUUUCAGAACAUCACAAGGCCAGCUGUGGAGCAGUCUGGGGGGAAGGGCAUCGCCCCAGGGAAGACCAGGAGAAGUCCACUACAGACCCUCUACAACGGAGACCAGUUGGAUUUGUCUGCAGUGCAGACGUCUCUGCGUGGUCGGCGGGAGCUGCUGGAGCAGGCGUGUCUCACCCACACCAAGAAGCGACGGGUGUUGACCCCAGACGACCUCCGCCACCUCAUCGUGGACGAUAAGCAUGGCCUGCUGUACUGCUACGUCCCCAAGGUGGCCUGUACCAACUGGAAACGCGUCUUCAUGGUCCUGACGGGGGACGGACGCUACCACGAGCCCCUAGCCAUCCCUGCCAACGAGGCCCACGUGGCUGGCAACCUGCGCACACUGUCAGAGUACUCUACCUCCGAGAUCAACCGCCGUCUGCGCAGCUACCUGAAAUUCAUCUUUGUGCGGGAGCCCUUCGAGAGGCUAGUGUCGGCCUACCGCAACAAGUUCACCCGCAGCUACAACACGGCCUUCCACAAGCGCUACGGCACCAAGAUCAUCCGCCGGCAUCGGCCCCAACCCCAGCCGGAUGCGCUGGAGCGGGGCAACGACGUCUCCUUCCAGGAGUUUGUGUACUACCUGGUGGAUCCCCGCACACAGAGAGAGGAGCCCUUCAAUGAGCACUGGGAGCGGAUCCACUCACUGUGCCACCCCUGCCUCGUCCACUACGAUGUGGUGGGGAAGUAUGAGACUCUGGAGCAGGACUCCCGCUCUGUGCUGCGGCUGGCUGGCACUGAUGGGGAGGUCCGCUUCCCUACCUCAGGCAAGAGCACCAGGACCAACGGGGACAUGGCAGCUCAGUUCUUCCAAAACAUCAGCCCCUUUUACCAAAAGAAGCUGUACAACCUUUACCGCAUGGACUUCCUGCUCUUCAAUUACUCCAACCCAGAGUACUUGAAGACUAGAUGAGGGCGACUCUCUCCAUGUCAGCUAGAGAUUUAGUAAUCAAUCUGUUUGGCUCUGUAAUUUGUAAUUAAUCUGGGUGCGUAGAGCUUGUAAUUGAUGUUCCAGAUGUUAUUUAUACAGGCCUUGCCAGUAGGGGGAAUCACUACAUUGUCAGAUGUAAGAAGUUUAUGGGCAUAGGUGGCUGACCUUGGAGUCGCUAAUAUUUGCUUUAAUCCUCGUCAUGUGGCCUAGAUAAGAGAGAAGCAGGUUCUUCUUUUACAAUUGAAUGUGUCGAGGGUUGUCAAGAACUUGUUGUGUGUAUCACAGAAUCCCUCGACUAUGCCUUCUUCUUUAUUUAUACAAUUGUAAGAGUAUUUAUUGAGUCAUGGACAGAGCGCAUUGGGUGAGGACAUUCUAAUUCAUGCAUUUCUUUCUGCUUGCACAUACAGCAUGUUUCUUUGGCUCUUGGACAUCUUCUGUAGCCAAAAAUGUUCCUCUGGGGGACAACGGGUGUCAUAAAACUUACAUAAACCACCAAACAAAAGAAAGCAUAGUCCACAAAUAAAAAGAACGAAAAAAAAACCCAAUAUAAAUAAGCAAUUUACUCUCUAUUGACAGAAGUAUGAGGCUUGCACAGACCCAAUAUGAAUUGAACCAGUUUAAAUGGUAUAUCUUACAUCUUAAAAAAAAAAAAAACAGUGAAGUCCUCAUUCAUACUGUACCAUGUCACAAUUUUCCCACAUUAUAAAAUGAUUGCCACCUGUUCAUUGAUGUUACAUAAGCCACAGUUGAUAGUAAAUGUGUUCUGAUAAACAAUGUAUGCUGGUUAUAUAAAGCCUGGCAGGCAGAUUGCCUGCAGAUAGGGAGUUAAUUACAGAAAUGGCACAUGCUUUGCAGAGUCACCUCUUUAUUUAGCUCACGUCAGACUGAGCAAACGGUGCAUAGCUGUGGUUUGGGCCAAGGCAGCCCCUCAUCAGAGCACUCCUUGUUGAACUGUGGAAAGCCACCUAGGGCUAACUACCUACCUACAGGGGCACUACAUGUUAAAACCAGGUAGGCCAUCUGGUAAAAAGCAAAUAUUAAAUUACAUUUAUAGCAUGCCGUAUUUUUCUUGACUAUGAGAGCAGUAAAUAACAUGAGUUUUCAUGACUGUUGAUGUUAUGCCUCAUUGCAACCUUUUGGAACAAAGUUUGUCCAUAACAACGGUAUACUGUAUAGUGCAUUCGAAAAGUAUUUAGACCACUUCAGUUUUCCCACAUUUUGUUACGUUACAGCCUUUUCCUCAACAAUCUACACACAAUACCCCAUAAUGACAAAGCAAAAACAGGUUUUUAGAAAAUUUAGCAAAUGCAUAAAAAAUUAUAACUGAAAUAUCACAUUUAUAUAAGUAUUCAGGCCCUUUACUCAGCACCUUUGGCAGUCUUGAGUCUUCUUGGGUAUGAAGGCAACAAACUUAGCAUACCUGUAUUUGGGGAGUUUCUCCCAUUAAUCUCUGCAAAUCCUCUUAAGCUCUGUCAGGUUGGAUGGGGAGCAUCGCUGUACAGCUAUUUUCAGGUCUCUAGAGAUAUUAGAUCGGGCUCAUGUCUGGGCUCUGGCUGGGCCACUCAAGGACAUUCAGAUACUUGUCCGAAGCCUCUCCUGCGUUGUCUUGAUUGUGUGCUUAGGGGCAUUGGCCUGUUGGAAGGUGAGGUCCUGAGCCCUCUGGAGCAGGUUUUCAUCAAGGAUCUCUCUGUACUUGGCUCCGUUCAUCUUUCCCUCGAUCCUGACUAGUCUCCCAGUCCCUGCCAGUGAAAAACAGCCCCACAGCAUGAUGCUGCCACCACCAUGCUUCACUGUAGGGAUGGUGCAAGGUUUCCUACAAACAUGAUGCUUGGCAUUCAGGCCAAAGAGUUCAAUAUUGGUUUCAUCAGACCAGAGAAUCUUGUUUCUCAUGGUCUGAGAGUCUUUAGAUGCCUUUUGUCAAACUCCCAGUGGGCUGUCAUGUGCCUUUUACUGAGGAAUGGCUUCCGUCUGGCCACUCUACCAUAAAGGCCUGAUUGGUGGAGUGCUGCAGAGAUGGUUGUCCUUCUGGAAGGUUCUAUCAGAGUGACCAUCGGGUUCUUGGUCACCUCCCUGACCAAGGCCCUUCUCCCUUGAUUGCUCAGUUUGGCCGGGAGGUCAACUCUAGGAAGAGUCUUGGUUGCUCCAAACUUCUUCUGUUUAAGUAUGAUGGAGGUCACUGUGUUCUUGGGGACCUUCAAUGCUGCAGAAAUGUGUUGGUACCCAUCCCCAGAUCUGUGCUUCGGCACAAUCCUGUACAGAUAAUUGCUUGGUUUUUGCUCUGACAUGCAUUGUCAACUGUGGGACCUUAUAUAGACAGGGUGUGUGCCUUUCCAAAUCAUGUCCAAUCAAUUGAAUUUACCACAGGUGGACUCCAAUCAAGUUGUAGAAACUUCUCAAGGAUGAACAAUGCAAACAGGAUGCAUCUGAUCUCAAUUUAGAGUCUCAUAGCAAAGGGUUUGAAUACUUAUGUAAAUAAGGUAUAUAUUUUUUGUUGUUGUUACCCCCCUUCCCCCUUUUCUCUCAAUCUCCCCAACGGGCGUUGGAGGUGAAGGUCGAGUCAUGCGUACUCCGAAACAUGACCCGCCAAAUCGUGCUUCUUAACACCUGCCCGCUAAACCCUGCCAAUUGCAUCAAUGUGUAUUAGGAAACACCAUUAAACUGAAGACUGAGGUCAGCCUGUAGGCGCCUGGCCCACCACAAGGAGUCGCUAGAGAGCGAUGAGCCAAGUGGGGAAGGGUUUGCCCCCCCCCCCGGGCAAACACUCACCUAACCCGGACGACGCUGGGUCAAUUGUGCGCCACCAUAUGGGACUGCCGAUCACAGCCGGUUGUGAUACAGCCCGGGAUUGAACCCGGGUCUGUAGUGACGCCUCUAUCACUGCGAUGCAGUGCAUUAGACUAUUUUUAAUACAGUGGCAAAAAAAAAAAAUCCUGUUUUUGCUUUGUCAUUAUCGGGUAUUGUGUGUAGAUUUGAUGAGGUAACAUUUUUUUUUAAAUCCAUUUUAGGGCUGUAACUUAAUAACAUUUGGAACAAGUCAAAGGGUCUGAAUACUUGCACUGUAUUUACCUUUAUAUUGCAAACAGCAUUUAUUUGCUGACUUGAAAUAGAAAUAGCCUCUCCUAAGAGUUUCAAGUUUUAAAGUGUAUUUGUCACUUGCAAUAGGAAAAGGCAGGUGUAAAACAGUACAGUUAAAUGCUUACUUGUAUGUAAGCUCUUUCCCAUCAAUGCAGUAUUCAGUAUGAAGGUGAGUGGAAAUAAUAUAAAGGAAUAAUAUACAGUAUAAAUAUAAAGUAAGAAAACUCAUGAGAAGUAUGGAAAAACUACAUAAAAAAAACAUGAGAAUGCAAGUCAUAUACAGCAGUGCUAGUACCGUAAUGACAAUGUGCAGGAGUACUAGAGUAAUUGAGGUACAUGUAAACAGCGGUAAAAAGGUGACUGAUGGCAGGAUAAAUAAUAAUCAAUAUAGCAGCAGUGUAAGGGGUGAGUGAGUGGGUGUGUAAGUGGUGAUAUGUGUGGCGUCUGUGAGCGUGUGUAUGCGUCAUGGAGUGCAUGUCCGUGACUUAUAGACAAUGACACUGAAACAAAAGACUAUUGGAGAAAGACUAUUGUAUCUCAAGAUAAUAUGUUGGGUAGAGUUGCGCAUUCCGCAAGAGAGUUGUGUAUUCCGCAAGAGAGUUGUGCAUUCCGCAAGAGAGUUGUGCAUUCCGUUUGACAAAAACUUUGACAUAAGGCGCUAAAGUCGAGUGUUUGUUGUGCACGCCAGUUACUAAAACAAUGUAACUUGUUAGCUAUGUUUCUACUGUGUAUAAAGCCCCCCAUUUAAACGAACAUGCUCUAGCAAUGUGAAAUGUAUUUUUAGAAUAGCGAUCGAAGUGUUGGUAGAGAAUAAUCAUAUCAUUUAACCUAUCUCAUUUGUUUGUUUCCUUGUUGAUGUGCUGGUGUGCAUUACACAUUUCUCAAAUUAGUCUACGAGUCUUCUUUUUUUUAAUUGGUUGACGGGAAUAAGCAGCCAUGGAACAAGUUAUUGAAGUGUGUGUUUAUGUAAAACUGUUGUUUUACGCGUUUAUGGUAGAAAUGUAUUUUGGAGCUAUCAUGAUGGAACAUUCCUAGCAGGAGGGAGUUCCUGGAAGGAGUACUUAGGUGCUCAGUUGGCCUUUGCCUGGGGGAGAGCAGGCUGGGCAGGUAACAGGUUGGCUAGAGUAGAGCCACACUUGAGUUGGGUUACAAGCAAAGAGUUGUUGCCAGAAUAGUUUACACUGAGAAUAUCUUAGAUUUAUUCAAGUCUUUGUUAACCUCCUGUUUGUUAUUUUCUGUACAAAGUUUAUUGGCCAAUUUGUCCUGCACCUGUUACUAUUGUAAAUAAAAGCCUCUAAGAGAGGGGAGCACCAGAA
Oncorhynchus nerka (sockeye salmon) is the source of this 5883-nucleotide messenger RNA. Its product is annotated as carbohydrate sulfotransferase 11-like. NCBI's taxonomy places the organism in Eukaryota, Metazoa, Chordata, Actinopteri, Salmoniformes, Salmonidae. Gene Ontology annotation, molecular function: sulfotransferase activity. The record is from RefSeq and is a predicted model, not a curated record. Gene Ontology annotation, cellular component: membrane. The transcript is spliced from 3 exons. Gene Ontology annotation, biological process: proteoglycan biosynthetic process; carbohydrate biosynthetic process. The coding region runs from base 452 to 1474 and encodes 340 amino acids.